Molecule: messenger RNA, 1161 nt
Organism: Ostreococcus lucimarinus CCE9901
Lineage: Eukaryota; Viridiplantae; Chlorophyta; Mamiellophyceae; Mamiellales; Bathycoccaceae
Exons: 1
Coding region: 1-1161 (386 amino acids)
Source: RefSeq, a predicted model, not a curated record
AUGUCGUACUGCGCGGCGGCGGUCGCGCUGGGGGAGAUACUGCAGAGGGUGAGCGCGGACGUGAAGGAUUACGUGGUGGACGGGGACGGGGACGCGGCGCCGCCGGCGUCGUUGGCGCGAGCGUGCGCGCUGAUGGAGGCGCCCGAGGUGACCGCGGCGGUGGCGCGCGUGGCGACGGCGGUGGCGCACGGAGCGGCGGUCGGGGCGAGCGCGGGAGCGAGGAUGGUGACGAAACGAACGAGCGCGGGGGCGAGCUCGAGCGGCGGCGACGCGGCGGAGAGCGAUACGUUGAUGGAAUCCAUCGUCGACGCGCUGCUCGAACCGAAACGGUUGCGCGCGGUGAGCGACUUUGUGGGUGAAACGAGCAAGAGCUUGCUCGGCGCGAUGGUGAGCGUGGCGAAGGAUAACGCGGAGGUGCUGCGAGCGAUCGCCGGGUUCGACGACGCUGGCGACGGCGAGGCGGUUGAGCGUCCGAGCGCGGCGGAUCGCGCGGUGGCGUUCUUGGAGAAGUCGAAGAACAAAAAUUUAGUCGUAGACUUCGGUCGAGAGCUUGUGGACGCGGCGAUGACGACGUACGUGCGCACGAUGGGCGACGAUAACAUGUACGCCGAUAUGUUUGAGGCGGUUCGAAAUCCAGCCAACAAGGCGGUAUUCUUAGAGAUGAUGCACGCUAUGGUGGAAACGAGCGUUCGCACGUACGUCGUCGCGUCGAUGGAAAUGGCGAUGCACCCCGAUGAGAUGCUUCGCGGGGGCUCGUACGCGGCGUCAAAGCGAGACGAUUCGCCGACAAGUCCACUGGCUUCGCGCUUCACCCCGGUGGCGCAGACACCACCGCGCUCAAACGGAGUCCACAAUGCGCACACAGACGGAGAGAUUCACUCUCCCGCGCUCUUCGGGACUUGGAAAGAGUUGUUCCAGGCGGCGACGGAGACUCGCGAAAACCGUCGAUUGGUGCUCGCCACGACGGGCACGGCGACGAUGGCCGCGCUGCGAGGAUUCGCAAGCGGUACGUACGACGUCAUAUUUAAAGGCAAAUUUGCUGGCCACAGAAUGCACGUUCAGUACUGGGUUCUCGCCGUGUGCUUCGCGCUCGCGUCCGUAGUGUUGCUUCUUUUCACGCGUUUGUUUACGCUCUUCGCGCUCGCGCGUCUACCAACUUGA